AUGCCUGGGGGCCGCCCAGCAACCGAAGAAACUCAUCAACUCCCAGGAACAAUUGAUUCAUCUUGCCAAGACGCUACUGUGGGUGAAGCUCAAGACCACCACGAGGAAGGCCAAGAACAACCUCUCUCCCACCCCGCAUUCCAGCCGUUCUUCACUUUGAUCGAAGAUGCUCAUACCUCAGACUGCCACCACCCAACGGUUCAUUACAUAUUCUCCGACGAUGACACCGAUAUAGUGACAGAGGCAGCCCUACGUAGCUUGGCUGUGCAGCAAGAAGCUCUCUCCAAUUCCAAGAAAGACCAGAUCGCGCAGACCCAAGCUCCCAAUCUCCAGGACGAGAUCAAAGACCUCUCCACUCCAGACCUAGCCAAGACCACCCUACUUCCACCGACUAUUGCAGGAGUUCGGGAUAACUAUGUCAUUCUCGAUGUAGAGCCCUCACCACAUACACCUGGGGCAGCGCAAAUCAGCCGGAUAACCGAAAAGCAAGCACCAGGCAAAGGCGAGAGUGGAACGAAGUCCAUAUCAUCGUCGCCGGCGAACAUUUCCCCAGUCCCACAGUAUCAAGGGCAGCUACACCCGCAGUAUCGCGUUACCGCAGCGCAGAGUUUCUCAUCAACAUGGCAGGUCCUCCACACGGAAGUUGUGUCGGCGCCCACUUUCGAGAACAGUAAUCCUGGCGAACUACCAGGACAUGGGUUGAUGCUGAAAAUUCGUGGCACAGAUGGGCUGCCAAUUAAGGUGGGUGGCAUGGAGAAGGGUAGUACGCUUGAGGAGAUGAUGGAUCAAUUUGCAAAGCGGAUGAGCGAGUUGCAGGUUGUUAUCGAUGCUGCAGAGGCUGCGGACUCAUCGAAGGGAGAAAACGACGAGGAAGAAACUAUGCCCAAUUUCUUCUCCCCAGAGACAGCUGAAGAGACUUUUCAGGGCGACGGGGAUGGUGCGGCCUAUGCUGCAGAAGUUGGGGUGAAACAUUCUUGA
Penicillium digitatum Pd1 is the source of this 978-nucleotide messenger RNA. RefSeq lists its product as uncharacterized. The record is from RefSeq and is a predicted model, not a curated record. Lineage: Eukaryota; Fungi; Ascomycota; Eurotiomycetes; Eurotiales; Aspergillaceae.